Messenger RNA from Fomitopsis serialis, 585 nucleotides. RefSeq lists its product as uncharacterized. The coding region runs from base 249 to 482 and encodes 77 amino acids. The record is from RefSeq and is a predicted model, not a curated record. Lineage: Eukaryota; Fungi; Basidiomycota; Agaricomycetes; Polyporales; Fomitopsidaceae. The transcript has 2 exons.
GGGAGGGGGAGGGGGUCAGCCACCCCGGGCCGUCUAAUCCCGCCACAAUCCUGAUCGGCGUCUGUCGUUGUGACCGGCUUGCUUGACGCCACGACCUCUCACGCUCGCUCAUGGAUUCUUCGGCAUCUGAACGAUCUGAACGUUUGAACUCUCGUCGUCGACACUGCGCACUCUCAGCCGUGAAACAAUAAUCUAGAGCUUCAAAGUUAUACACAACUGUGAGGCGACCAGACACCCCUUUGCAUCAUAUGGUCCUCGUCGGCCGUCAUCCGCACGCUCGAAGAAUUCAGCCAAGUGUACAACGUUCAACGUCAACAUUCAGAUGUCCGAGUCUCAGCGGCGUCCAUAUUGGCUCAGCAUACUGGGGCGACGUUCAAUUCUUAUUGAGCGUGGGCAACCUCAGCGGCUAUGAACGCAUAUCGUAUCCCCACAAAAUGCAACUGGUUACUGGUACGGAGGCUUACAACACGAUCAAUAGGUAAUAGGCGACCACUAUCAAGGGUCAUGACGGCAGAAAGUCGAAAGUGAGUAGGAGUACAGGCCUCCAAAAGUGAUAAAUAGGAGGAUACAGGUGUAAGCGGCUAC